CUAAAGCACUUAAACAAAAGUGAGUUAAUCCUAUUAUAAAAUUCAGUAUUUACUGCAUUACACAAUUUGAUUGUUGCUGUAUUUUCUUUUAGGUUUCAUGGUGAUGCUAACACCCUUGAAGUGUUUCAACAUAUCAAUGAGAAGAUUGUGAUCCAUGAGAAGCGCCAGAAAUGGUCGCAAUAUCCUUUCAGAACCAUUCAAGAGAUGAAAUACUGUGAUAAGGUUUUUUUGAUUAUAAAAAUAUCAUUUAUUAUUUAUUAUCAAUUUUAUAACCUUAUUUUGUGUUGUUUGUAGGGUGGAAAUUACAGAGUUAUUUGUUCGGUUUAUGCUGUUGAUCCCUGGUGACUUUAAUUUAGAGAUGGACAACCGUGAUAUUGUUUUGCAAGAGAAACAAACUGGUUGGCUUAAGAGAAUAAGUGAGAUACAUCCGUCUUAUCUCGCACUUCAGUAUCCGCUCAUUUUUACUUAUGGCGAAGAUGGUUUCAGACUGGGAAUAAAAAAGAGAGCCACACCAGCUACAGAGAAGCUAAAGAGGGAUCACAUUAGUAUGAGACAGUGGUUUUCAUAUCGACUGUUUGAAAGAGAUGGAGAGUGUCAAACGCUGCUGCAUUCAAAAAGAUUGUUCCAGCAAUUUUUGGUUGAUGCAUUCACUACCAUUGAGACUAACAGAUUAAGUUAUUUGAGGCAAAAUCAAGUAUGUUUGAGGUCUGACGGUUAUGACUCAAUCAAGCAGGCUGAGAACCAAGGCAGUACAGAUAUGAGUCAGCAAGGACAGCGAUUUAUUCUGCCAGCUUCCUUUACAGGAGGACCAAGGUACAUGAAAAAUAACUAUCUGGAUGCAAUGGCCAUUUGCAGACAUUUUGGUUUUCCAGAUCUUUUCAUCACAUUUACAUGCAAUCCAAAAUGGCCGGAGAUUACUAGAUAUUUGUCUGAACGGAAAUUGAAAACAGAGGAUAGGCCAGAAAUUGCUUGCCGAAUAUUCAAAAUGAAGUUAGAUUCUCUAAUGGAGGAUUUAACCGAUAAUGAGAUCAUGGGAAAAACUGUUGCAUGUAAGUUUUUUUACAUCAGUCAUGUUUCAUUUUAACACUUUUAAGUAAUAUAUACAUCCUAAUUUUAUUUAUCUUAUUAUGCAGCUAUGUAUACUGUUGAGUUCCAAAAGCGUGGUCUACCACAUGCUCAUAUAUUGUUAUUCAUGCAUCCCAGCUCUAAAUUCUCUACGACUGACCACAUUGACAAGAUAAUUUCAGCAGAGAUUCCAGACAAAUCCAAAGAGCCAGCGAUUUAUGAAGUGGUGAAAGACACGAUGAUUCAUGGCCCUUGUGGAAUUGUUAAUCCAAAUUCACCGUGUAUGGAGAAUGGCAAGUGUUCUAAGAUGUUUCCGAAAUCGCAUGUAAACAGAACAACAGUAAACAAAGAAGGGUUCCCAGUUUAUAUGAGACGGGAUAAUGAUCGUUUUGUUGAUAAAAAUGGUUUCAAGUGCGACAACAGAUAUGUGAUACCCUAUAAUAAGGAGCUAUCUCUUCGGUACAGAGCUCAUAUUAAUGUGGAGUGGUGCAAUCAAUCGGGGUCUAUCAAAUACUUAUUCAAGUAUAUCAAUAAGGGUCAGGACAAGAUGACUAUCACUGUUGAGCCGCCAACAAAAGAAGCUUUGGAGAACAACGUGAACAACCAAAAAGCAAAGGAAGAGAAUAAAAAUGAAAUUAAAGACUUUUUCAAGGGCAGGUAUAUUGAUAUCUCGCAUUUGAUACAUUUAUAUACUUAGUUUUUUAAUUUUGUUUUCUGUUUAUGGAUCAUUCUUUUUUUUUAUUUUAGAUAUGUAUCUGCGUGUGAAGGUUCAUGGAGAAUUUUGAAGUUUCCAAUUCAUUACAGAUCAAUACCAGUGGAGAAGAUUUCAUUCCAUUUGCCAGGGAAGCAAAUAAUUGUAUUCAAGGAUGAUGACACUUUUGAGAAAGUAACAAGUCGUGUGUUGAUUCAAAACACAAUGUUCUUGGGCUGGUUUGAGCUGAACAAGGUUAGUGCUAUCGCUAGGAAGCUUACUUUAGCAGAAAUUCCUACGAGAUUUAUUUGGGACAAAAAGGAGAGGAAGUGGAAAGACAGAAAAAGAGGUUUCAAUAUUGGGAGAAUUAAUUAUGCACCGAUUAGUAUAGAAGAAGCUUAUUAUCUGCGUGUCCUGCUUAAUAUUGUUCGAGGACCAACCUGCUUCGAUGACAUCAAAACAUAUAAAAAUGUCCUUUACCCUUCUCACAAAGAGGCAUGUUUUGCACGGGGUUUAUUAGCAGAUGAUCAAGAAUAUAUAGAUGAUCUAAUCAGGUCAAGCUUCUCAAGUUCUGCUUACUCUAUGCGACAUGCUUUUACUGUCAUGCUUAUGUCCAAUAGUUUAUCAAAACCAGAAAGAGUUUGGGAGGAGACAUGGGAGAUUCUUUCCGAAGAUGUUCAGUAUAAUCAAAGAAACCAGUUUAACAGACCAGGUAACCUAAAACAAUACGAUUAUACUUAAUUUUUAACACUAUAUAUAUAUAUAUAUAUAUAUAUAUAUUGUUCUUAUUUGUUUUGCUAUUUUCAAAAAUAGGAUUGUGUCUGACUGAUGCUGAGAAAAAAGAAGGUGCCCUUAUUGAGAUUGAGAAGAUUCUGAGAAGUAAUGGAACUUCGUUAUGUAACUGGAAGUCAAUGCCAAAACCCUCCCGCGAUGUUAAUGCUUCUCAAAACGUUUUGAUAAUGGAUGAGCUGAGAUAUGACCGACAAGUGUUAAGAAAUGCACACGAUACAGACUUUUUAAAGUUAACGGACGAGCAAAAGAAGAUAUAUGAAGAGAUCAUGGAUGCUGUUUUAGAAAAAAAAGGAGGAGUUUUCUUUGUCUAUGGAUUUGGUGGAACAGGAAAAACGUUUCUAUGGAGGUUAUUAUCUGCUGCUAUUAGAUCCAGAGGAGAGAUUGUUUUGAAUGUUGCUUCAAGUGGUAUUGCUUCACUUCUGUUACAAGGAGGAAGAACUGCACAUUCAAGAUUCGGUAUACCCAUCAAUCCUGAUGAGUUUUCUCUGUGCAAUCUUACACCAGGGACAGAUGCUGCUGAUUUGGUAAAAGAAGCAUCUCUAAUCAUUUGGGACGAAGCACCAAUGAUGAGUAGACACUGUUUUGAGUCAUUGGAUAGGAGUUUAGCAGACAUUAUGAGAAGUGCAGAGAAGAAGCCAUUUGCAGGAAAAAUUGUUGUUUUUGGUGGGGAUUUUAGGCAAAUAUUGCCUGUUAUUCACAGUGCAUCGAGGGCUGAAAUAGUUUUAGAGUCUCUAAAUUCAUCAUAUCUCUGGAAACACUGCAAGGUGCUCAAACUAACAAAGAAUAUGAGGCUGCUAUCCACUGAUAUGAUUCCCGAAGAGUUAAGAGAAUUGGAACUGUUUUCUCAAUGGAUAUUGGAUGUGGGAGAUGGAUUAGCUGGUGAACCUAACGAUGGUGAUGCACUAAUCACUAUUCCAGAUGAAUUUCUUAUUAAAGAUUCAGAUGAUCCAAUAGCAUCAAUAAGCAAAGAAAUAUAUGGAGAUGCAACAACUCUACAACAGAACAAAGACCCUAAAUUUUUUCAAGAAAGAGCGAUUCUAUGCCCUACAAAUGAGGAUGUGAACCAGAUUAACCAGCAUAUGUUAGAUGAACUUGAAGGUACCUAAAUUAUUCUAUUUGUUAAAUUGAGAGAUUUUGUAGGUUGUUUGUUAUGAUUAACUAAAUUUUUCUCUGUAUUGCAGGAGAUGAAAGAAUUUAUUUAAGCUCGGACAGCAUUGAUCCAUCUGAUACAGGAUCUGUUAAUGAUCAGGCUCUCACUCCAGAAUUUCUCAACACUAUCAAAGCAUCAGGUUUAC
Brassica napus (rape) is the source of this 3843-nucleotide messenger RNA. Its product is annotated as ATP-dependent DNA helicase PIF2-like. The coding region runs from base 2668 to 3654 and encodes 328 amino acids. Gene Ontology annotation, molecular function: DNA helicase activity. The transcript has a single exon. Gene Ontology annotation, biological process: telomere maintenance; DNA repair. The record is from RefSeq and is a predicted model, not a curated record. Lineage: Eukaryota; Viridiplantae; Streptophyta; Magnoliopsida; Brassicales; Brassicaceae.